UUUGUUUAGUUUGAUAAAUACGUAUGUUUCACAUUUAUUCAAAGUCUUAUAUCUUUUGGUAAAUGUAAACAAACCUGUCAUACGGUUAAGGAGGCUUGAGCCAUCACGAAUCUGUUGCCUCUUGCGGUUUAUUAUUACCGUAGAGAAGAGAAGGUUUUGAUCGUCGAGUACAGGGCUACUAACCGUAGCUUGGCAAGUCAUCUUUACGCUAAUCAUUCUAUGGACCAACCUUUGAGCUAAACCGUGAAGGUUUCAUAAAGUUUACUCAUUUCUUUCCAUCUGGUUAUCCCAAGAUUUUUCUUUUCCAAUACUAUAUAUAGUUUAAUACAUGAAUCCAUGCGUAAUAACAUCAAAUAGGGUUCGGGAUUCAUUGUCUGAGGAUGAUAAAGUUCCAAACUUUUCUUGAGAAUUGUAAAAAGUAUUACAAGUUUAAUGCUAUUCUGGAUUUGAAAUUUAAUUACUAUAGCGGAGAAUCCGCGACGACCCGAAGCUGUCGGAGAGAGACACGGAGACACAAAGAUGACGAGACAGAGAGAACGAGCGGUGGAAAUGAUCCAAUGUUGUUCUUCAGUCAACCACUGAAUCUCAGUUUCCUAAUAUAGACAAUUCUCAAAAACCCUAAUUUAGGAAACACCGCAGGUUUCUUUAGGUCUUUCAGAAUGAAACCCUCCAAGAAGAAGACAGAGGCAAAGGUUCUUGGAAGAGUUUGUAAUCGAUGAAGUCUCAAAAGGUAAAGGUGAAGAAGAAGAAGAAGAAUGUGGAUUCAGGACUAGUCGCUGUAGCAGUGGAUAAAGAUAAAGGAAGCCAACAUGCUCUCAAAUGGGCUGCUGAUCGUCUCGUCUCCAAAGGCGAUACCAUCAUCCUCCUCCAUGUUAUCCAUCGAUCCUCAUCUGAUUCAGUUGAGGUUACUGCAGAGAAACAUAAGCAAGCGGAGAACCUUUUCGUCACGUUUCAUUGCUACUGCAGUCGAAAAGAGAUACAAUGCCUUGACGUCACGCUUGAGGAUGACAGCAUAGUCAAGUCCCUUGCGGAAUAUGUUUCCUCUGGUGUGAUUGAGAAUCUGGUUCUUGGUGCACCGUCCAGGCAUGGGUUCAUGAGAAAAUUCAAGAUGUCUGAUACGCCGAGCAAUGUAGCCAAAGCAGCACCUGAUUUCUGUACAGUUUAUGUCAUCUCCAAAGGGAAGAUAUCAUCUGUACGCCACGCCAGGCGAGAUGCUCCUUAUCAGUCUCCCCUUAUCGCUCAGAUUGAGAAUCAUUCCGCUCUCACUAACUACGAAAAGUUCAGGAACACCAUGAGCUUUAGAGAUAGGACUCCGGCGAGAUCUUCGGUUUCUAGCUCCAUUGAAGACUAUGGAAAGUCUCCUUUGGCAAGGACAUCAAACAACGCAAACUCAUUCUAUGAUUUGACAGACUCCGACAACGACAUAUCAUUUGUUUCAUCAGGCAGGCCAAGUAUCACUAGCUCAGGCCGGCGAAGUAUCACAAGCUCAGAAAGGCCGAGUACAAGCACUAACGGAAGGUCUGACAUAUCUUUUGUGAGCUCAGGAAGGCCGAGUACAAGCACUACAGGAAGCCCUUCCUUCAUUUACGAGUUCCCUGACUCUGGUUUAACUCCGAGAAUGUCUACGGGGUCUGGACAAAGCGUUGGCUCUAUGCGUCUAGGGAUCAAUAUCCAACAUGACUUCUCAUUCGUCUCACAAGAUAGUGGCCGGUCUUCUUGUUCUUGUUCACCGCAAAACUUGGAAGACGUGGAAGCUGAGAUGCGGAGACUGAAACUGGAACUGAAACACACUAUUGACUUGUAUGGAUCAGCUUGCAGAGAAGCACUAGCAGCAAAGCAAGAGGCAAAGGAGCUUCAGCGUCAGAAAAUGGAAGAGGAAGGAUGGGGGCAAGAAGGACAGUUAUCAGAGAAAUCAACAAAGCUGAUAGCUGAAAAAGAGAGAGCAAACAAAGCUGCCAUGGAUGCUUCUGAAACAGCAAACAAGAUAGCAGAUCUGGAAACACAGAGAAGAGCCAUAGAAUCUGGAGAUGCUUUCUCUGAUUCAAACUUAAGGUACCGGAGGUAUGUCAUUGGCGAGAUUGAAGAAGCUACAAACUCAUUCGAUAAGGCUAAUAAGAUAGGAGAAGGUGGAUACGGUCCUGUUUUCAAGGGUCACCUUGAUCAUACCCCUGUUGCUAUUAAGGUUUUGAGACCAGAUGCAGCUCAAGGAAGAUCUCAGUUUCAAAGAGAGGUGGAGGUUCUUAGCUGCAUAAGACAUCCGCAUAUGGUGCUACUCAUUGGAGCAUGUCCAGAGUAUGGUGUGCUUGUUUAUGAGUAUAUGGGUAAAGGGAGUUUAGCUGAUAGGCUCUACAGAAACGGAAACACGCCACCGCUCUCGUGGGAGCUCAGGUUCAGAAUUGCAGCUGAAGUUGCUACCGGUCUGCUCUUCCUUCACCAGACGAAACCUGAGCCUAUAGUGCACCGUGAUCUGAAGCCAGGGAACAUCUUGAUCGACCAGAACUACGUAAGCAAAAUAGGUGAUGUCGGAUUAGCCAGACUAGUCCCUGCGGUUGCGGAAAACGUCACGCAGUGCCACGUCACGUCGACCGCGGGGACGUUCUGUUACAUUGACCCGGAGUACCAACAAACCGGAAUGCUUGGUGUGAAGUCAGAUGUCUACUCUUUCGGUAUCUUGCUUUUAGAGCUGCUCACGGCGAAGAAACCUACGGGUUUGUCUUACACCGUUGAGCAAGCGAUAGAGAAAGGCACGUUCAAGGAUAUGUUGGAUCCAGCGGUGCUUAACUGGCCGGUUGAAGAAGCUUUGUCAUUGGCAAAGGUUGCGCUUAAGUGUGCACAACUGAGAAGGAAAGACAGACCAGACCUUGGGAAAGAGGUGUUGCCUGAGCUUAACAGGUUGAGAGCUCUUGCUGAUGCGAAUAUGGAGUGGAUUAUGUUCAAUUAUAGCAGAGGACCAUCACCAAGGCAUAGCUUAAUCUCCUUGCCAACAGUUGAUGAAAUGAGUGUAACCUCAGAUGGAUCGAAUACACAUUCAAGUACUCUAUCAGACAUGGAGAAGAACUUAGACGAAACUGAAGAGGAUUAGCUUUCUUGUCUGUUAGGAAAGAUGGAGUGAAGCCAUUUCUGGUGUCUUUAGUUUGCUUAAGCUAACCUUAUUAAUGAAUAAUAAUAUUGUGUAUACAUCCUUGUUUUUAUUUGUAAAGAAGAAAACAAUGAUUAAGUUGGUGCUAAUUCCUCCACUAGACGUAAAUUCUGUUUUUGAUAUGUAAUAAGAUGAGAUUUAGACCGCACAAUUACUAAUUGAUAAUUUGGUGAUUCUAAUUAA
Messenger RNA from Brassica rapa (field mustard), 3322 nucleotides. RefSeq names its product U-box domain-containing protein 35. Gene Ontology annotation, molecular function: protein kinase activity; ATP binding. Lineage: Eukaryota; Viridiplantae; Streptophyta; Magnoliopsida; Brassicales; Brassicaceae. The record is from RefSeq and is a predicted model, not a curated record. Gene Ontology annotation, biological process: protein phosphorylation.